CAAAUCCGGACACCAAUGGGUACUGUGAAAACUUGUCGGAGAUCCAUCAACAUUCGUCGGAUUCUGUUACUCACGUUUUCAAUUUUUUGCUCUGUUGUCUCUGCACAUGAACGCUCGUUAGUGGUUGGUGAGUCCAGUAAAUUGCAGCUAUCACCAAGUUUGCAGGUGGUUAAGUCACCAGGUACUAAGCUUGGCACUUCUGUGCUUUGUGAAAGGGUUCAUAUCCAUGGAUUGUCCAGGCUCAAAAACUUGAAAAAGUUUUCCCAUUCAUUAAAAGUGAAUGUUUCACAUUCAAGUUCAAGCUUUCGGUGGCCAAAUGUUGAGGUUUGUUUCCACAGGAAUGCUUCCCUUGGGAUUGGGAUGUGCCCACAAGGCAAGUGGGAGAAGGUUGAUAAGGGUUCAUGGGCUCGAGCCAUGUCACCUUUUGACCACAAGAUAUUAGAUAUAAGGAUGGCUGGUUCAUCCUUGGAAACCCUUGAAUUGUCCAUUGAAGAAGAAUUCUUCUUAUAUCGUGUGGUUUUCUUAUUCUUGGGCAUUUUCAUGUUGAGUGUGGCAUCCUCUUUGAGCAAGUCAUUAGCUUUUUAUUACAGUAGCUCCAUGGCGAUUGGAAUACUCCUUGUAAUAUUGGUGGUCCUUUUUCAGGGUAUGAAGCUUCUGCCUACUGGUCGAAAGAACUCGCUUGCAAUCUUUAUAUACUCAUCUCUAGUUGGCUUAGGAUCCUUUCUUCUUCGCUACUUGCCAGGACUAUUGCGUUUAUUACUUAUGGAGAUAGGCAUCAGUGAAGACAUGUAUUAUCCUUUGGCCAUUUUUAUGUUGGCUUUUGUGGUUUUGGCUGGAGCAUGGAUGGGUUUCUGGGCUGUCCGCAAACUUGUUUUGACAGAAGAUGGAUCAGUUGAUAUAAGCACAGCUCAUUUUGUUGCCUGGUCCAUCCGGAUUUUGGCUAUCAUUAUGAUUCUUCAGAGUUCUUUGGAUCCCCUGCUGGCAAUUGAAGCAUUAAUGUCUGGAGUAGUGCUCUCAUCAGUAUUGCAGAAAGUUUUUAGAUUGAGAUUUUUGCUUCGAGUCUAUAAGAAGUUUCUUAAAUUCAUCAGAAACAUCCAGAUCCAAUCUGAAGUUCCUGAUUUAUCACCAUUUGGAAAUUCUCAUGAUGAAUAUACGUUGAAGUCUCCUCAGGAAUGGCGUCGGCCCAAACGGUUCACCAUUUCACCAAUACAAGGUUGUAGUAGGACUCCAAGUCAUCAGCUGUCAGAUUCAGACAGGUACCCUUCAAGCUUCCAUUCCACCCCAGAAAGGAGAAAAUUCUCAAAAGAUGCCUGGGAUAAGUUCACCAGAGACACAACACAAAAAGCUGUUAGAGAACUCGUUUCCUCUCCUGAUUUCAGUAAAUGGGUUGCUGCAAAUGCUGAAAGAAUCACUGUAUCACCCAAAUCGACUAGUACUUGUAGUUCUAGCAAGUCACGACGGAAGUGGUUCCUUUGGUUCUAAGGAGUCGCGAGGGUUUACUAACUCAAAAACACCUGAGUAGGAUUUACUAACUCCAAGUCAUCAUGGUUUUUUUUUUUUUUUUUCUAC
Jatropha curcas is the source of this 1569-nucleotide messenger RNA. Its product is annotated as transmembrane protein (DUF2215). Lineage: Eukaryota; Viridiplantae; Streptophyta; Magnoliopsida; Malpighiales; Euphorbiaceae. The record is from RefSeq and is a predicted model, not a curated record.